This is a messenger RNA of Rodentolepis nana, 327 nucleotides long. Lineage: Eukaryota; Metazoa; Platyhelminthes; Cestoda; Cyclophyllidea; Hymenolepididae. The record is from the annotation of a GenBank genome assembly.
AUGUUUAACCCACUCAUUACAGCCACAGAGGUGACUCUCAAACCACUCGAGAAGGCACACAACCAAACAUUACGACUUAUUACUGGAGGGAUAAAAUCCGCACUCAUUGAUGCAAUGCUCCUAGUUACAGGAAGCACCACAAUAGGUUCCCUUAUCAAAGAAAAGGCUUGUAUGAGAAGCUACCUCAUCAAAGAAAAGGCCUUGAUCCUGUAUGAGAAGCUACUACGCAUUCCCGGUUACAUGAACUCCACAAUAUGUUCCCUUAUCAAAGAAAAGGCCUUGAUCCUGUUGUUGCCUUAUCAAAGAAAAGGCCUUGAUCCUGUAUGA